Misgurnus anguillicaudatus (oriental weatherfish) is the source of this 1311-nucleotide messenger RNA. The record is from RefSeq and is a predicted model, not a curated record. NCBI's taxonomy places the organism in Eukaryota, Metazoa, Chordata, Actinopteri, Cypriniformes, Cobitidae.
CCAUUGGUUGAAUUUGAUAUACACAUUCAGACGCACUUACCCCUGGAGGCAUCCCCAAAGUGUCACCACCACAGUUCCCUCAAAAGGGAACUGUAACAUUGUAUCUUAAAAGGUAACAAGGCUCUCACUUGAAAUGUGUCCCCACAUUUUGUCCUUGAAUUUGAGGGUAUUGGACCUGGAAAGUCCUUGAAAGAUCCUUAAAUUUGAAGUUAACUAAGGUGUGGGAACCCUGUAGAUGGGAAACUAAAAAGCAUUUUGAUAUUACAACGUAAGCAUUUUCUAACAAACCCAAAAAUUGUUUUACUGGACUAAGCUGUGAGUGUCAUUUGUUCAGCAGUAAAACUACAACUCUACUUCCUUUUACUGCAACAGAUGAAUAUGUGCCUUCCUCCCUCUCUUAAUAAGGCGGGGCACACACUGUUCAUCUGUCAGUAGGAUCAGACAUGUGAGAGAGUGAAGUUUGCUGUUUCUUUUAAUGUGCUAUGCGAAAUGUUUUUGUUUGUAAAUAUUUUAGGGAGAAUGAAGACUGUUCUGAAGAUUCUUUGUCUUUUAAAAGUUUUAUGUGGUGUGUUGGUGAAGUCUGGAAAUGUUUUUGAGGGAACAGUGGGACAGACAGUGGUUAUCAGAUGUCCUUUUCCAGAUCUUCACAUAUUGACACCAAAAUACUUUUGCCGUCAUCCGUGUACUUUAUCUAAGCAUGUUUUGAUUAAAACUGAAAAGAUUGAUGAGAUCGUCUCAGUUGGAAGAUAUUCUGUGAUGAGCACUACCAAUACAAAGACCUUGACUGUAACCAUCAGACAUCUGACACCCAAAGACUCUGGUUUUUAUUACUGUGGACUUGAUCAAUGGUUUUAUGACUCACUAAAGAAAGUACACCUGGUUGUCCAUUCAGGUCCUGUGAAUCCUUCUCUGAACACAACACACAAAUCUGCAGAUCGUUCAGAGCAGUUCAUGAUUCAUUCAACAACAACCCAAUGGUCCACAGAAUCCAUAGUCCUGGUUGAAAGCUAUGCAGUUGAUGGCAGUAUGGUUUGGGUUGGUGUUCUCAUGCUGGUAAUGUUCUUGGUUCUUAUGGCUCCUGUGUGCUUUAACAGAAGAUCAUGUUCAAAGUCCAAAUUUGAAGAUGCAUCACACCUCAACCAGACUGUAGAAGAUGAGGUUCUCUUCUAUGAUAAAACAAUGGCAUUGUAUAGUUUGGUUGAUCCCCCUAAGGGAGAUUUCUCUUUAUUUUGUUCUAAUGUGCAGUACUGUGAUCACGUAGAGCAGACAUGUCAAACUCAAGGCCCGCGGGCCACUUCCGGCCCGCGCUAA